AAGGGGGCUAUUUUCCCCCCUGUAUGACUGUAUCUAUCAGGCUAUCACCACUGCCGAUAUAUAAAAUUUCUCCGGCGUUCUUCUUCACACCCCCCCUCCGUCAAUCUCAUUAUUUUUCGUUCCCUGCCCACCUCGAUCAAACGCCGGAUUUGAGUUUUUUGACGGAUAAACGAGUCAAAUUUUACUAGGGUUCACUCUAAGGGUUCGGAUUUCGCGCAGAGGAGACGAUUUGGCAUUCAAGUUAAACGAAUUUGGUAACUUGGAUACUAUAGUCUAGAGAUAUUGGUGUGGCCCAGGUUAUAUUUGUAACGUGUUUGUACAAAAUUUCCGUUGUCGUAUGGUAGUGCGUAUUUUGAGAUUGUAUCAGGGUCUUCUAGAAAGCGAUCUUUAUUCUAGAACAUAAGGGUUUAUCGAUUGAAUUCAUGGAGUCUGAUAAAGAGGAUGUCGUUUUUCUUGAUCGAGCUUCUCGGGCAACGAGAGGAAGACGGAUGACCAAAUUGGUUGAUGAGGAGAUUGAAGAAGAUGAUGAGUUCUGGAACCAAGAAGCUUUGAAAGAUGAAGAAGAUGAUACAAACUACGUAGAAGAAAAGGAGGUUGCUGAUGUUUUUGACAGUGACUUUGAUGAAGAUGAACCAGAGCCAGAGGAAGAAGCAGAAAAUGAGCCAGAUGAAAGGAAGAGGCCAAAAAAGAGAUUGGCAUUUCCAGGAAAGCAAUUGCCAAAAAAGAAGAAGAAGAAGGUUGUUUCAGAACCUGAUAGUUCUAAUGAGGAAGAAACAAAUGUUGACCAGUCAACGCCCCAAGAAGAGCAUGAAGUUCCUGAUGAUACAGAAGUUGAGAAAACAACCAGAAAGUCAACAAGAACUUCAGUUAUUGUUAGGCAAGCUGAAAGAGAUGCAAUACGUGCAGCACUUCAAGCAACAAUGAAGCCAAUAAAAAGGAAAAAGGAAGGUGAGGAAAAGAGAAUGACCCAAGAAGAGAUGCUUCUGGAAGCUGCUCAAACAGAAAUUAUGAACUUGAGGAACUUAGAACGGGUGUUGGCAAGGGAGGAAGAAGUAAAAAAAAGAGCAAUUGUUCAUAAAGCUCACUACACAGGCCCUCAGAUACGAUAUCUUUCUAAAGAUGGUUAUACAUACCUUGAAUUUACAAAUGGGGUGUCAUUUCAAUCACAGAUUCCUACAUCAGCCCCUCCAUAUCCAGAGAAAGCUGUUUGUGUGGUUACAGGAUUACCUGCAAAAUAUCGUGAUCCUAAGACAGGCUUGCCUUAUGCGACAAAAGAGGCUUUUAAGAUUAUUCGUGAAAACUUGUGUAGGUAUAUGAAUGAUGGGAGUGGGAUUAAAGAGAAGAAUAACAUGGGAGUGGUUUAUGAAUUGGCUUGUGGGGAAGGAGGGGGUUUCAGAAAAAAGAAGAGGAGAACAGUCAAUCCAAACGGCAAAGAGAAGUCUUAUAUGAGAUCAUUGGCUCGUUUUCGCCAGAUUCCAGCUUUCGAAUACCAAGACUCUGAAUGACACUGCAAACAUUGAGAUGGAGAGAGCUUUUUGCAUUUUUUGAAGAUGGCUUGGCUUCUAAUGUAUUUGAGUUGAGUUUCAGAAAUGGCUGGAAAAAGAAACGCUAAUCAUGAUUAUCAAUUUUAGAGGGAAGUUUUUAUUAGUACAUGCAUUCUUGUAUUGGUAGGGAUUGAUUCAGUCUUUUGGUUUCUACCAAAAGGCCUCAUCUCUUCUCUUAAGUACAAGAAUAAAUUACAGUUUUUGUUCUUGUGUACUAUCGUUUUUUCCUUGUAUAAAUUUGCAUUUCUUAUAUUUUAAUCUAUUACUGUUAGUUUUGUAGAA
Messenger RNA from Lactuca sativa (garden lettuce), 1826 nucleotides. It is a transcript of the gene SWC2, whose product is annotated as DNA binding protein SWC2. Gene Ontology annotation, cellular component: nucleus. The record is from RefSeq and is a predicted model, not a curated record. NCBI's taxonomy places the organism in Eukaryota, Viridiplantae, Streptophyta, Magnoliopsida, Asterales, Asteraceae.